CAUUGCUUUCAGGACAUUGUUUACUUGUUUGGUAUUCACAAUAUACCAAAAUAUACAAUAAAGCUGCAAGAUGUCAGGGCUGAACAGUGACCAGCUCCAUCGCUCCACAUUGGGAGUCUACAUGACUCUAAUGGACCAGUUCAACCCCAGCCUGCAGAGGCUAGUGGCACUAGGAAAUAACUACAUUCAGGCUUUCCAAGCUCUAGCUGCGACCAGCGAAGCCUACUUUAGUGCUCUUGGUAAGAUGGGUGAACAGGCCAUGCAGACUAUGUCAUCCCAUUUACUAGGUCACAUACUAAUACAGAUUUCUGAGAGUCAGAGAAGACUUACCAGUGAACUGGCAGGAGUGUUUCGUUGGUUCCAUAAUGAAGUCCUACAGGAAAUGGAAAAUAACACCAGGAUCGAUAAAGACUACAUAUUUGACAGUAGGAGGCACUAUGAGAUUGAGGUGAGGAACCAGGCAAUGGCCCUGGAGAGACAGCUAAGGAGAGGGGGUACACAGGAUGUUAAUGAAUAUGUGCAGUUCCUGCGGGAAAGCCAGAGAGAAGCCCUGAAAGAACAGGAGAGAAGAUAUCGCUUUCUGGCUGAGAAACACUGCGGACUCACUCAGUCCAUCGUAUAUAUCAUGACCAAGACAGGGAGCACCCUGCAGCAGACAGCAGAGGCUUGGAGAGAGCAGGUGAAUCAGACAAGGGGGUCCCGUCCAGGCACUGCAUCCAGACUAGAAGACAUGGUGGCUAAUGAUCAAGGUCAAGCUUGGGCAGAACAACCUCUAGGCAGAGUGCCCUCUAGAGGGCCAUCCCCCCAACCAACUCGAUCCCGCUCCAGCUCAUUUGGAGAAACUCGCGGAUCAGGUGGCGGUAGGAUGAUGCGAGCGUUGGUACCACACCCGCCCUCUUCUAAUUCCACCCUCUUACCAUUCUCCGAAGGAGAAACCAUUACAGUACUUGUGCCAGAGCCCCGAAAUGGAUGGCUGUACGGUUGUUCUGAGAGUUCAGCACGACAAGGCUGGUUUCCAGCUGCAUAUGUUGGUCCAAUGGAAGACACACCUCGACUGCCGGACUUCAGCAGCGGCGGAUUACUUAGAAGCAGUAGAAGUAUGAGCAACCUUCUUGACCAAUCAUCUAGCAACAGAACAAAUGACCCUCCUCCUCCUCCACCACCACCACCACCUCCAAGCAAAUCGAACAGUUCGCACCCAGUCACACCCACUUCUUCAGAAAACAAAAAACAAGAUAACUACAGCUCUCGACCAGAACUUUUCCCGAGAGGCACAAACCCUUUUGCGACGGUGAAGCUGAAACCCACCACAACCAACGACAAAUCAGCCCCACGCAUAUUCUAACAUUUUCAACCAGUGAGAGCUGGGAAACAUCUAAACACAGCUCCAUCAGAGUGCAGCACAUCAUAAAUCAGCACUAUGCAUGCUGCAGACUGAGAAGCUGUAAUUGACUGCCUCAGAUGUUGCUUGUACAUAUUCCAGCUGGAGAUGGUCUGUUGAGAGGAAAAUUAGAUUUUUGCUAGCUCAAGAUAUGAGCUGUAAAUUCUUGCUGUACUUAGAGAGAAAGAAAUACAGAAUGAAAGCCGAGAUGGGGCUCGGAGGGAAUUAGGUAUCCUGGCUUUUAUUUUGUAUCAGUUUUUUUUUUCCAGUUUUUUUUUUUUUUUUUGCGUGGAAUGUAAAUAUGGGGGCAAAAAACAUCACUGGUUUUCCAUAGGGCUACUUUAGCAUGAGCCUACUUCAAGAUUCAUGGUAGAGCAAAGGGAUAUUUCGCUUAUCACUUUAUACCCUUAUGGCUCAUAUACAAUACUGUUUGUGUACAUACUUUAUGUGUUUAAUAGUGGUGGUGAGGGUUACAGUUUCUAUGGUAACAAUUAAUUCGUAGGGAUUUGUAUAUUGGAUGAUCCACGUAAUCUAAGAUGAAUAAUGAAUGAAUUAAAAACAAAAACAAACAGGAAAAUCCUAAAAUUGUUGAUAUGGUGAAGGUUUCUGGAAGGAGUCUCCAGUGUCAGUGCUUAGUAGCAGUGAGUAUGUUAUCCACCAUGGUAGAGUCUUCAGGACAGAGGAAUUUGUGUUUUCCAGUAAUAAAGAGAAAAAAGAGUGGCUGGUCAAGGAACGACUGUUAAUAGUUUCUAUAAUGAAAGUGAUAACAGGAAUAGAACUGAACAGGAAUAAAACUGAAUAAAAAUUGAAUCAAUAAAUUGAAUAAAAAAUACAGGAAUAAAACUGAAUUAUAAGUGGUAUAAGAUACAUGACGUGUCAUUCAUUAACAAAUUGAAAAUUGUAAUUGUUGGCAAAUCACUGUUUAAAAAAAGGAAUAAAGCACUUUGGGACACGCUG
Molecule: messenger RNA, 2338 nt
Organism: Ictalurus furcatus (blue catfish)
Lineage: Eukaryota; Metazoa; Chordata; Actinopteri; Siluriformes; Ictaluridae
Gene: baiap2l2a
Product: BAR/IMD domain containing adaptor protein 2 like 2a
Exons: 14
Coding region: 71-1345 (424 amino acids)
Biological process (GO): actin crosslink formation; plasma membrane organization; positive regulation of actin filament polymerization
Cellular component (GO): nucleoplasm; cytosol
Molecular function (GO): protein binding
Source: RefSeq, a predicted model, not a curated record